Messenger RNA from Cooperia oncophora, 198 nucleotides. The record is from the annotation of a GenBank genome assembly. NCBI's taxonomy places the organism in Eukaryota, Metazoa, Nematoda, Chromadorea, Rhabditida, Trichostrongylidae.
AUGGGCCACGGUCACCAAGAACCUUUCAAAAUCCCGCAUUACUCGAUCUAUAAUAACUAUCGAGAAUUUCCUGAAUUGGCCGCACAUGAAAAGCGGCUUGCGCAGAUCGGCCUGAAGGACAACUGGAUUAGGAAUUAUACGUUUCUGUUCGAUCGCGAAAUGCUCACGUCCGUGGCAAUGGAUCAUUUUAAAGAGUGA